AUGAUGCGAUCUUACAUUCUAAUACUGACUCUUCUAUUUUUGUGCCUUCUUUUCAUAACCAGAAAUCAAGUUCUUGGUCAAACAAAAGAGCCAAAGAAUUUUGACUUGAAUAAAACGCCUCCUCCUGAAGAUGGUCCAGAGGGUGAAAUCGUACAUUCGCAAUAUCCGAUCGAUAACACUAGUAUGAUUACCGAUAAAGUAAAUGAAGCAGAGGUGAAUCAAGACAAGAAAAAUCGAAAACGUAAGGCAAAAGUGGAACCUAAUGAGAAAGCCGAACGUAAAAGAGCCUAUAAUCGUGAAAAGUCGAAAAAAAGGCGGCAAGGUCUUCGAGAACGCAAGUUGGCUGGUACUUUGACUGAAAGUGAUCUUAAAACACUCGAUUCAAUGAGGUCACACUAUCAAAACUACUAUCGAGAUCAUAAAGAAACUUUGUCACAACGUCAUAAGGAUUAUCGAAAAAAUCACUUAGCUGAAUUUGCAGCCAGAAGCAGGAAAUGGAGAAGUGAAAAUUUGGAAAAAGCAAGACAAUCGGAUAGACGAUAUCGGGAAAACAAUGCGGAGAAGAUCAAAAUCGAUAAAGCACGUUUAAGACUUAAACAGCAAAAUGUCGAGACGAACGAUAGAUCUACCGAAAAGCAAAGUUCACUCUAA
Molecule: messenger RNA, 651 nt
Organism: Meira miltonrushii
Lineage: Eukaryota; Fungi; Basidiomycota; Exobasidiomycetes; Exobasidiales; Brachybasidiaceae
Exons: 1
Coding region: 1-651 (216 amino acids)
Source: RefSeq, a predicted model, not a curated record